This is a messenger RNA of Schistocerca americana (American grasshopper), 2736 nucleotides long. RefSeq names its product leucine-rich repeat flightless-interacting protein 2. Lineage: Eukaryota; Metazoa; Arthropoda; Insecta; Orthoptera; Acrididae. The transcript has 12 exons. Gene Ontology annotation, biological process: regulation of DNA-templated transcription. The record is from RefSeq and is a predicted model, not a curated record. The coding region runs from base 159 to 2171 and encodes 670 amino acids.
GCAGUGCGUCAGAGUCGCGAGUGGUGCAUAUGCUGUGAGUGAGUUGUGAGCGGUGAAGUGAAGUGCGUGUGGCAACAGGUGUGCCCAGGCGGUGCGCGUAGCACAAAAUGUGAAAAAAAUACGUGAUACCUGGGUAGCACCAACAGCUGAACAAGAAAAUGUCAGGUGAAGGCGCAGGCAGUCGAGAAACCUCAAUUAGUGAUAGUCCUUAUGAAUGUAAAAUGGAAGACAUGCAAAAAUGUGAAGGUGCGGCGGACAGUACGAAAAAUACUGACGGUUCUGUUACGGCUGAUAGUGCUAUUAAAGCUAACGGCCAGAUAGAUUUAUCACCAAAUGAAGAUAAAGAUGGUGAUAGUGAUAUGGGUGACAUAGAUAAAAGUCCGGUUCAUGUAUGGAAUGAGCCUGUAUCGCCUGUGGACAGUGAAGCCGACCAGUUUCAAGAUGCAUUUGAUUCAUUUCAUAGUAUAGAUAAUAUUGAUAAUGUGACAGUUUCAGAAGUUAAAUCUGUGAACACUAAAUGUGAUAUACAACAGUACAGCCAACAUAACAACAACUCUAAAAAUGUUGCUGACUCUGAAUUCAGUGCUGAAGAUAGUACUUUAAAUGGCAGUGAGAGCAGUACAAUGAGUGAAAGUACUCAAGAAUGUGAUGAGAAUAGGUGCAUACAAGAUCAGCAAGGUAUGUUAGUGGAAGAGGGAGUAGAAACAUCAAAUGAACGUAGUCUGAAAGGAAACUCUGAAGAACAGUCAGAAAAUGUUAAAGACGUAAUUGAUGAGGUUAUUAGUGAAUGCUGUGGUAGUGGUGAUGAGAAAAAACACCAACCCAGUAUGGAUUGCACACCUGUUAAGGAUUUACCACAAGUAACACAGUUACAAGUUGUUGGGGAAAAGGAUUCUAUAAGGACAGAGGAAAACCAGUCUACUACAAAGGGAAGCACUGUAACAGAGGAGAGUGGUGAGGAAGAUGGGGUCAUGGACUUCCUUGGCAAGAGUAACAAUCAAGCAGAGGCACGCCUUGCAGCACGGAGGCAAGCAAGAGCAGAGGCCCGUGAGAUCCGCAUGCGGGAGCUUGAACGACAGCAGAAGGAACUUGAAGAAAAUGCUGACAAAGUCUACGAUAUGUACACGGAUCCAACAUCACGAGCAGCGCGUGUGGCAGCCACUGUUACAUCAGGAAGACUGUCUGCCGGUGCAGGUGGCAGUAGUGGGAGUUAUACGUCCAGCCGCAGAUCUUCCGAGGACUCUUUGGAGGAAGGUAUCAACCUUCGGGAUGUUAGGCUGGAGCUGAAGGAGGUAGAGGAGAAGUUCCGGAAAGCUAUGGUCCAGAAUGCCCAGUUGGACAAUGAGAAAGCUUCAUUGACAUAUCAAGUGGAGCUGUUAAAGGAUAGACUCGAAGACCUGGAGGAACAGCAUGCACAGCUGCAGAGAGAACACCGUGAUAAAUGCAGGGAGCAUGACCAGCUUAAGAGAGCAGCAACGAAGUUGAAGGAGGAAGUAGAGUGGUUUCGAAUUCAACUUGAGGAAAGAGAUCUCCUAAUCAAGGAAGCAGGCAUGACAAUAGUUGGCGAUGACCAGGUGUCAAGUGAAGAUGAUAGUGGAGGGGAAAGUGGUGGGACCCCAACACGACAACCACCUUCCAAACCUCGAAGAGCACUGGUGUCCAUUGAAUCCGCGGAACUCCUUGGAACAGCUGGCGAAGGCUCGCUUGAUGUACGACUGCGUCGGAUAGCAGAGGAACGCAAUGAGCUGCUGGAUGAGGUGCGUCAUCUCAAGUUGGAGCUCGAGGAGUCACGCAGCCGUCAGCAUAAAGUGUCGGGGUUGGGUACAGGAUUGACAAAUUCUGUUGCCAGCCUGAAUGGGCCAGACACUUCGGGUAUAGCUGCAGAUCUGCAGAGAGAAGCAAAUAAACAGCUGGGAGACUACAAGUUCAAGCUGCAAAAGGCUGAGCAAGAUGUGUCAACACUGCAGGCAAAUGUGGCGCGACUGGAAAGCCAAGUUAUUCGUUACAAAGCAGCAUCGGAGUCUGCUGAGAAAGUUGAAGAUGAGCUGAAAGUGGAAAAGCGGAAAUUGCAGAGAGAGGUUCAUCAGUUGACCCAGCGCUUGAUGGAGACAGAAGAAGUGAAUAAAGCCUUGACCAGUGAGAUUGACCAAUUAAAGACUACACUCAGAUAACGUUACGUGAAGCCCAGGCACGGAUUGAAGAACUGGAGACGACCAACACACACCUCCAACGACGCCUUGAUAAGCUGAAGAGUGCCAAGUCUGCCCUGCUGAAAGAGCUGUGAGGCUCAUUUGCAACCUUACAUGCUGUAGCUCUAACUACCUGCAGCAUUUGUUCUCGCUUUGGCUGUCUCCACUGUGUAAUUGGCAAUAUCCGUGCCAUUUGCAAUGUACUGAAAUUAAUAUCAGGACAGUUUACCAUAGCAAGAAAGCUGAUAAAAGCAAAUCUCCUCAUCUGCUCUAGAGAGUUAAAUUUGUGUGCACCCUCCUGACAUUUUAAUUUUUUAUCUCAUGUGUCAGAUGUUAUCCGGCCUCAUAAUAUGUGUUGAGAAAAGUGCAUGGACAGCCUGUGGUUUCAUUUGCAUAAACCACGUACAACAAAGUCCAAGAUAAUUCAGUUCAUCUGUUGUUACAUUAAAAUACAUUUGUCCGCAACAUUGAGCAUGUGCUGCCUGUUGUGUAACUGUGUUUAUAAAAGAGGGGUAUUACUUUGCUACUUGCGCCCCCCCCCCCCCCC